This is a messenger RNA of Parastagonospora nodorum SN15, 906 nucleotides long. RefSeq lists its product as hypothetical. The transcript has 3 exons. The record is from RefSeq and is a predicted model, not a curated record. Bases 1 to 906 code for a protein of 301 amino acids. Lineage: Eukaryota; Fungi; Ascomycota; Dothideomycetes; Pleosporales; Phaeosphaeriaceae.
AUGGUGCAGCACGGCCUUCUACCAAAACCUCUGCCAUCGGACCUCCUCACCGUCGGCCAGCUCCUCACACAUCCCCUGCACCCGGAGCCGCACACGAAGAAGUCGACGAUCUCAACGACUACCACAUCCAAUCUUCGCUACAAGGAUGUCUUCUCCGUCGACAGCGAAGGACGAUUCAUCACAAACUAUGGAGCCAAGUUCGAUCUGGGAAGGAUAUUCAGACAGCCAAACCUUUUGACGGUCAGGGCUGAGCAGAUGAUCCAGCGCACGAGUCAAUCCAAGGCACAAGCCUUCCAAGCGGUCUGCAACGACCCUGAAGCGCGGACGUGGAUAUCGGAGCAGGUCAAGGCGGGCAAGCCACUCUACGUUGUGCUAGGCAUUACCGAGCUCAAGAACGCCUCCUUCAAGCGCGCAAAGCUUCACGACGCAGGCGCAUCGAACCGUCUCAACGAAACGCCCCUCGAGAACGACGCAAAGGUGCCCAAGUCCAUUCGCGCUCGGGCAGAUGCAAGCUUGGGAGGCAUUGGCUCUGCACCCACCAUAUCAGGCGUCUUCGGCAUGGACGUCCGACAUGUACAAGCGAGGAUUACCACACCGGCAGAGCCCCACAGGCUAGAGGAUAUAGGAUACCACUGGUACUACUACGACGUCCCCGGCAGCUCCAGCAAGGAGCAGCUCAUCGUGGGCUUGGGAGAGCAGCUCAAGGGCCAACGAGCUUCGUCUGAUGCUCGACUUGAGCGAGGAAGAUCCUGGAUGCUGCGAGUGCUGCUGCGAGCCCAAUGUUGCGACCCAGCUCGCCAGCACUACGCGGGCGCUCGCCUUCUCCACACCCAGGAAUGCUGCGCGCAUAGUAAGCCAGACUUCAACUUGGCUGAUGAGAUUUACGACAUCCACGAGACUGCAUGA